Messenger RNA from Pseudogymnoascus verrucosus, 1062 nucleotides. RefSeq names its product RNA-binding protein 8A (gene RBM8A). Gene Ontology annotation, molecular function: mRNA binding. The record is from RefSeq and is a predicted model, not a curated record. Bases 66 to 548 code for a protein of 160 amino acids. NCBI's taxonomy places the organism in Eukaryota, Fungi, Ascomycota, Leotiomycetes, Thelebolales, Thelebolaceae. Gene Ontology annotation, biological process: RNA splicing. Gene Ontology annotation, cellular component: nucleus; exon-exon junction complex; cytoplasm. The transcript has 3 exons.
CACUUGCAACUCCACAAACCAACCAACAAACCAACAGGCCAAUUACUCCACAACCCCCAGCAAAAAUGGCCGACACAGCAAUGGACGUAGACGUCGAGGUCGCCGAUGCGCCCGUCACCGAUACCGCCGCUGCCUCCUCCGAGGAGCCAAAGAACGCAUCCAUGCAGACGCUCACCAACGCCACGGCCGUGCGCUCCAUCGAGGGCUGGAUCAUCAUCGUGUCGAAUGUGCAUGAGGAGGCCAACGAGGAGGAUAUCACGGACAAGUUUGCCGAUUUUGGAGAGAUCAAGAAUCUGCACCUGAAUUUGGACCGGAGGACGGGUUAUGUCAAGGGAUACGCACUGAUUGAGUACCCAACACUCGAUGAGGCGCGCGCAGCAGUUAAUGGCGCGAACGGCACGAAACUCCUGGAUCAAACCGUGACAGUCGAUUUCGUCUUUGUGCGGCCGCCACCGAAGAAGGGUGGGAGAGCUCCGGCUGCAAAGGGGAGGGCGAGGUCACGAUCGAGGAGCCCGGAGAGGAACCGCGAGGAGGAGAUGGCGGAAUGAAGGUCUUGAGCGGCGCGUGGAAGUUCAACCCAACUGGCAAGGCUUGGAGCCCCGGUUUGGUGGCUGGGAAUUUAUCGUGGGGGCCUAAGUCGGGUCUCACGGUAUUCCAAUGUGGGGAAAAGUUACUAUAGAGCCGAUGUGUCUGUACUGGGGACAUGUCGGCGUACAGAGCAGCUGAAUAAUGAAUCAAAAUGUACACAGCACAACGAUGUGCCACAACUUUUUCCAAGGUUGUGCCAGAUAUGAAAAUCUUGUUGUAAUACCUGUCCCAUAGUUGAUAGCAUUUCCAAUGAGAGUGGAGGAAGCGUGGUUAGAAUAGCCUGGGGUCCGCUUCAGAACUGUCCAACAAAAAUGAAACGGUUGCACAACACUGCCGCCCCGCGAAAUGGAUUGGUUCACAUUGAAUGGUACAUGGAUCAAAGCCAAGGAUAUCAUGGCUUCUGGUAUUGUAUGCUAAAAAAACUCGAAAGUCUAAACCCUUUAUAGAUAUAAAACGCCUUAUAAUAUGCCGCCA